ACAUUAUGACACUUUUGACAACUAUUUUAAAAAGUAACUUUCGUUUCCCUCAUUUUUGCUUUUUUGUUGUCCUGUGACUGUAAAUUUAUUUUAAAUAAAGUGUUUUACUUUGUAUGUACACGAAAUAUUAAAUUACUACAGUGAACUGAACCAAUUAUCCUGAAUAUUAUAUAUUUUGUUCUCCCGUAUUAUUAUUACUCACCUUUUUGCGCGGGAAUCGGGGGUUAUAGAGUGUAAUGAAAUUGGAUUUUACAACGUCUAGAAAAUGACUGAUGCACUGUGCCAUUUAGUUGUAGAUGGAAAUGAGGUCCUGGAAUUUAAACUGGUGCGUGAUAUUGAAGAUCUAGAAAAUGACGAAACAAGUUUCGGUCCAGAGAUGUGUCAUCAGGUUUUCGGUGAAAACGAAAACAUAUUUGGGUAUACAGACUUGCACAUAAAACUUUUCUAUAGUGCAGGUAGUCUUCAGACAUACCUUGGGAUUGAGUAUACAGAGAAGAUUGAACCAAACAAAUCUGAGGGUAUGAAAGCAGAUGAUGUGGAAGGAGCUCUAACUAAAGUGAUUGCGCCUGGAUUCACUACCAACUUUGACCAAUUUGUCUCUAGGCUAAAGAAAGAUGAGACAUUUGUUCCCUUUGGAAAGCAGAUACAUGCUUUCCAAGCUACCCCUGCUGAUGGUGGUGACAAACGAUUUUUUGAAGUGUACUACACUGAGACAUCUACCAGUGGUUUCCUAGCCUUCCAUCAGAGGUUACAGACCUUCUUGCUGUGGUAUGUUGAUGCGGCCUCCUUCAUUGAUGUGGAUGAUGAUCAAUGGACAUUUUUCACAGUGUAUGAGAAGUUUCAAUCCAGUGAGGGUGGUACCAGAUAUGCUACUGCAGCAUAUGCUACAGUGUAUCGCUACUAUGCAUACCCGCGUCAUUCUCGUCCCCGUAUCUCGCAAGUCCUCACACUGCCCCCAUUCAGGAAACUCGGCAUCUGUGCAAACCUUCUAGAGGCAAUUUAUGCCAACUUCAUAAUUCAACCAGAUGUCGUAGAUAUUACUGUGGAGGACCCGUCACAGGAUUUCCAGAGGAUUAGAGAUUAUGUUGAUGCAGCGAGCUGCGAAAAUCUUCCUGCCUUUCAUCCUUCAAAACUUGUGCAAGGAUUCUCUCAAGAUAUGGCUAUCCAAGCAUGUAAUAAAUUCAAAAUUAAUAAGAAGCAAGCUCGUCGCAUAUACGAGAUACUUCGCUUGAAGAACACAAACACAUCAGAUAAGACUGCCUACUUGAACUACAGGCUUGAAGUCAAAAAUAGACUCAAUGCACCCUUCCAGAAAAAGAAAUUAGAAAUGAAGAAACUACAGAAAGUAUUGAAACCUGAAGAAUACGCAGCUACAAUAAGCGCAACGGGCCUGAGUGAGACACACAGUCGUCUGACCAACCAAUACCUUACGCUCGAACAGGAGUACAGACGCGUCAUAAACAGGAUGGAGCGAAAUUAUUUAUAAACCACUGGAUCAAACACCAAUAUAUUCGUAAAGCACUUCUACUAGAGUUAAAUCCUUGACUUGCUUGCUCUAAUUGUGAUGGUCAAGAGGGUUUUUGGUGUCCUUAGUCGUAAUUUUACUAUCAUUACUUAUACCAGUACUAAAAUAAUUACGAAUUAUCGCCACUAUUGUAAUAAAUCUGAAAAUUUUAACAUUGUUAUUAAAGACCUGGUCUUGCUCAGUUUAAGGUUCUAGUUGUAUUGUAUUGGAAUUUACUCUUUAAAUUAUUAUUGUACCGUUUAUCAGAUUGAACCGUUGAACAGUUACUUUGAUCUCAGAUUGGGUCCUUGAUGCCUUGUUAAUGAACACAUUACCUACGAGAUCAUACUUAAUGUUAGUGAGUAUUUAAAUAUGUUAGUGUUAGGCCAACAUUCAUAGGAUGGUGACUAAGCUCUUGUAACACCUGGUUCUAAACCAAUUUAUAAAGGAAGGUGUUUUGUUCAAAGAGUGUACUGGAAAACAAUGUUUAAUGUUUAUUGUGUGCCUUAAGAACGCAACACACCUAAUUGUAAUUUCGAUGUUAUGGUGUGAGUAAUGUGUCAAUUGUUUCGGUUGGCAACAUGAUGAUUAUUUGUCUAAUUCAGGACCUAAAUUGCCGAAAUUGUUUUUGUUAUUAAAGUUUGAAUGUAAUUUUUCGUAAUAAAACUCGAUUUGAAAGUAA
Messenger RNA from Spodoptera frugiperda (fall armyworm), 2186 nucleotides. It is a transcript of the gene Hat1, whose product is annotated as histone acetyltransferase type B catalytic subunit. The record is from RefSeq and is a predicted model, not a curated record. The transcript has 8 exons. Gene Ontology annotation, biological process: subtelomeric heterochromatin formation. Bases 266 to 1486 code for a protein of 406 amino acids. NCBI's taxonomy places the organism in Eukaryota, Metazoa, Arthropoda, Insecta, Lepidoptera, Noctuidae. Gene Ontology annotation, cellular component: nucleus. Gene Ontology annotation, molecular function: histone H4 acetyltransferase activity; histone binding.